CCAUCGUGCCACCUUUAACGAAACGAGGUAGUUCGUGAUCGACCGUGUACGUACGCGUGUUUAUUUUGUUCUUCAUCCACGUACUGUACGUUCUCCGGAUUUGUUUUAUCUAUUUGUUUAUUCCUCCAAAAAUCAUCGACUUUCGUAUUUCUGAUUAUUAUUGUUCUGAAAUUUUGAAAACCGUUAAAAUUCAAAGCACACUCAUUUCGAGCGUCAGUCGGGAAGUAGAAGCCCGAGGAUCUACUCGAAACACAGCCACGAGUUUCGUUAACCAGUGUCUUUGUACCAACGAAAUAGAAAGACUCUCACACGUUACCAAACAACUUCGAAUCCGUCGUUAUUCUCUCGUGAAUAUUCGUGUUGAUCGUACAAUUACGAUCGAAAAAACCGACCAUAAAUUCAUUUGUUGUUCUUCGCGAUAAACAAGUGACAGUUCGAGAGGAUCUUCGACUAUUCGAAGGCAAUAAGAAAAGCUCGUCUCUUCGCUUUCGUUCGUCAACGCGAGUCAUUGUUUUUUCAACUUGAGACUGAUUGAUUAUCGAGAAUCAGUGCCAUGAUUAGCUACGGGGAAAUGAUGGAGCCGGACGUUGAGAGCAGCAGAACGAGUCUGCGUAAAAUCGCGCGACACGAGGAGCCGGAGUUCAGUAACGCGAGUAUACUGAACAGCAUGGAAAAGUUUGUGAAAACAGUAAGCGAGAUGGAGGAAACGAUAUUGGUGCCAUCGAGGCUGUUGGAUCUCUCGGUCGGUGACGCCGGCGACAUGGUUUGCCAAAAGAGCAAAAACGUAGCAACGAUCAAGGACACAAUGGCGAACACGGAUCUUUAUCGUUUGUACAACAUCGUUAAUCAGAUGAAGUUGGAGCUGCUCUGGUCACAAAAAUCGUCGGACGAUGGACAGGAAGAGGACGAAGAGGAGGACCGUGCGAUCCAGGAGAGCCGUCGAUUGAAAGCGGCAUCGCGAGCAUCGACGGAGAACGUCAGAUUAGGACACGCCCGUUGCCCGAGCACGACUUCGAUGCAGAGCGUACAAAGCGCAUCCUCGAUAAUCUCAAGCUCGUCAGAUUCCGACUCUGACAUCGGUAUCGAGAACGAUUCCGGGCUUGAGAUCGAGGAGAAUACCGACAGGAUGGCGCACCAGGCAGCCGAGCACUUCAGACGUCAUCUUCGGGGUCUCCAUCGCAGCAUAAAACGCAUGACCCAAGCUGCGGAAUAUUUGACCCUCAGAUAUCAAGCGGACGUCGGUGGACCGGUCUGAUUUAUCAUAAUCCAAAUUUCAUCGCAACAUUCACGAGCUACCUCUUCAUCUUCUCCACAGAAAGACAAAAAAACUAAUAAAAUUCAAUAACUUCAAACCCCUCGACACUCGCAUGUGACACACUACGUAAAAACGAUCAUACCGAUUGCCUCUUGCUCUCGUAUGGACUAGUCGACGUUCAUGGACUGCGCAAGCUAUUGGCAAAUAGAAAACCAAAAUAAGCGUCCGUACGAAAACGAUAAUCGAACGGGCCCGGAGAGAAAGAGAGUGAUCGUUCAAAUUCCCUGUGUCGUAAAAUGAAUUGUUUUUUCUAUCAACGAUACGUUUCGAUGAUAAUCAAAAUCGUAUGUCUCUAGGUCGAUCCGUGAUUGAAUUAAAUCCGUAAUUAUUUUUUAUUACUAUUGUAUAAAUUUCGUAAACGAACAUUUAAACCAAAAUUUGCUGAAACGACUGACUUCAGUUUCGAUUAUUCGCUCUGCAAUAGAUUCAGUAGAUGUCAAUAUUCGCUUAUUUUGCUUCCAUGCUUUCCGAGCACAUUUUUUCCUCAUUAUCCUUCGAUCCUUGCAGGUUUCGAGGAUCUCUCGCUGCUUCUGACUUUAUUUUACGAAAAUCACAGGCGUUUUUUAUUCAGUCGUUUUCAGCGGAUUCAACGAAAUUUCGCAAAUUUCGCAAAUUUUUAUAUUUGCGAAUGAGCUCACGAUAGUACUUUAGUCUUUUUUUGUUUUUUUUUUUGGUUACGCACGAGCAUUUGAGACUCGAUUAUAGCAAUUGCCAAAAACAAUGUUACGAAUACAACGGUGAUCCGAUCUCAGGCACUCUGUCUCUUCCGAUUUUAAUCGUCGCGUCAAUUCAUCUGCGCCAAAAUAUCGACACGAUCGCUUCAUCGUUCACGUUACUAUGCGCUAAAAUUUAUUUUCUUUUUUUCUUCUUUUCGCCCCCGUUAGUGCUUAGGAAAAAAUUGAGCGUUUGUAAAAAUUGGACUACGAAAUGGUUCAAUUUAUUUGUAUAUAUGUAAAUGCUACGUGAUGGCAAACAUAAAAAUAUUUACAAAGAGAAACCAUAAAGAGGGAGAGAGAGAGAAAGAGGGAGGGAGAGUGAGGUCUAUAAAAAAAAUCACGAUCAUGAAAUUCUUAUUUGACUGAGCAUUGUUGUCAACUAACUGCAUCGAUAUACGUGUCAAAAUAGUAAACAUCGUAGAAACCAUUAGUUUCUAUAAUAAUAGAUAUGAAAUUGGAAAGAAAAAACAUAAUCGAUGGCUUUUUUCUUUGGCAACAAGAAUUCUUGAGUUUCCAUUGAAUCUCGUUGAAACUUGAUUGUUUUUUUUUUUUUUUUUCCAUUCAAUAAUGUCGUUUUGAUUUAUUGAUCCAUGAAACGUUAAACGAUCCGAUCAAAUUCUAUUCUCUUGGACGAUUUCGCGCAAAAAAAUGUAUUGCGUAAGAAUUGCAGAAGAGAAGAGCGUAAAGAAGGAGAAUCGCGUCGUUGUUUCUCGGUAUUUAUUUCUCCUCGCUCUCGCUCCUCUUUUUCCUGUCUUCGCCGAUACCAUCUCACCGCCUUUAGGCAACUUUAGUGCAGCCUCGCGUUAUUUCAUCGACAAAGAUUUACCUAGGCGUUUAACGGGGCCUGUGCGGUGUGUUUCUAGUGAAAUCAGGAUUCGUUGUGUCCACGUUUCUGGAUAGACGGAGAGAUUAAUAUAUAAAUAUAUGUAAAACGCUCGCGAGGCUCUUUUUGCAGGAAACUCCAAGCCCAAGUCGGACAAAAAAAAACAUUUUCAAUCCUUCAAUUCGUAAAGAGAUGAAAAUUUUAAAAAAAUGGAAAAUUGCAAAUUAAAUUACAAACAUGGCUCAAUUGAGAGUAAAGAAUGAUCAUUUUGGAGGAAAUGUGAACAAAAUUUAAAAAAACGAUGGUGGUCAAUAAAUCAUUCGUCGGUUCAAAAGUUUUUGGGAAAGUGUGGGGGACGUAGAAAAAACGACAAAUGAUAAAACAAACCUGUAAAAGCGAAAAGAUGAAAAUUUGAAAAUAAAUAAAUAAAUAAAUAAAUAAAUAAAUAAAUGAAAAACAACAACAAAACGCCGGGGGUCGAUGUUGUGUACAUAGAGUUAGACUCCACUAUUAUUUAUUUUUUAUUACGCUGUAAUUUUUAAUAAAGAAAACGAAUGUAUUUAUAGUCGUCGCGCGAUCUCGCUCAAUGCAAGAGAGUUGAAAUGAAAUAAAUAUUAUUUGACAAAAAUGAAGCGAAAAAAAUGAAAUUAUAUUUAAGAAAUAUGGAAUAUAAGCACAUUGAGUGAGACAAAAUUGGGUUUAUCUAGCAUUGAUGGUCAUCGCGCGACGUGUUUGUCGGUUGGCAAAGUGAACAAUGAGAAAAAUGAAAAAAAUAAAAAAUAAAAAACAUCUUUUGUUGUGAAAAAAAAGAAAAUUGUAUGAGAAAAUCCUAUUGUCUCGCGCGAACGUGAUUUAUAUAAAGAAAAAAAAAACGAUGAAACACACGAAUUUGGCGUAUCUUAGAAUUAAAUGAAGACGUUUGAAGAAGAAUAUCUGAAAAUCAUUAUUGUAAUAUACAUCAUUUGAAGAAAA
Messenger RNA from Venturia canescens, 3826 nucleotides. RefSeq lists its product as uncharacterized. The transcript has 2 exons. The record is from RefSeq and is a predicted model, not a curated record. Gene Ontology annotation, biological process: regulation of lipid biosynthetic process. Bases 554 to 1255 code for a protein of 233 amino acids. Gene Ontology annotation, cellular component: cytosol. NCBI's taxonomy places the organism in Eukaryota, Metazoa, Arthropoda, Insecta, Hymenoptera, Ichneumonidae.